AUGCCUAGAGCUAUCAAAGGUGUUCUCGUUGAAUGUGAUCCCUCAAUCAGGGCUCUAAUUAUUAAGAUUGAUUCUGAUUCUCAUGAUAUUGUUAUUCAAGAGCUAGAUGAUACUCAUUUACUGAUUGAUCAAAAGAAGGUCGACUUUGUCAAAGCAGAACUAAACAGAAUGUUGGCAAAAAAUACAUAUAAUCCAUUAGAUGAUGAAGAAGCAGGUUCAUAA
Messenger RNA from Hansenula anomala, 222 nucleotides. RefSeq names its product TFIIH complex subunit TFB5 (gene TFB5). Gene Ontology annotation, cellular component: transcription factor TFIIH holo complex; transcription factor TFIIH core complex. Bases 1 to 222 code for a protein of 73 amino acids. Gene Ontology annotation, biological process: transcription by RNA polymerase II; nucleotide-excision repair, preincision complex assembly; transcription initiation at RNA polymerase II promoter. NCBI's taxonomy places the organism in Eukaryota, Fungi, Ascomycota, Saccharomycetes, Phaffomycetales, Wickerhamomycetaceae. The transcript is spliced from 3 exons. The record is from RefSeq and is a predicted model, not a curated record.